Pocillopora meandrina is the source of this 1175-nucleotide messenger RNA. NCBI's taxonomy places the organism in Eukaryota, Metazoa, Cnidaria, Anthozoa, Scleractinia, Pocilloporidae. The record is from the annotation of a GenBank genome assembly.
AAUUCAUUUAUCUCGAGUAGAGAGGUGAAGAACUCUUUUCUUCUCGUCAUGAAAGCUUUAUCUGUUUUAGCACCGUCGUUAGUUUUGUUAGUUGUCAAGGCGACGUUUUCGCAUGGUGGAGAGGAAGGCACGGGUCUACCGCACUACGAAGGAAGAAUGGAGUCCACAGAACAAAGCAGUUAUAUCGAUAAGAGAGGAUAUGAAGAGGAAGUACUGAGUGUUGAUUCAGAUGUCAAGGGUUUGCAAUAUAAGACUGUAAAAAAACAGGCGGAGAGAUUAAACGACGGAAGAGUCUCAGAAAAGGUAUGGAAGCCAAUUAAAAGUCCUCGGAAACGAUCUCAUCCAUACGACUGUCCUCCUGGAUGGAUUUCACCGUGGGAUUACGCUGGUUCACACGGGCUAUGCAGCUCAAAUUGUGGCAGCUGUGAUGCAGGCUUUGGUGGGGACGGAUUUGACUCCGGGUGUGGAUGUGAUGAGUGCGUCGGAUGUGGUGGAUGUUGUGGUGGUUAUGGUGGAUGUGAAUGCGGUAAAUUCCAUGGUGGGGUUUUUCGUCCGGGUGGUCGACGUUUUCCGCGGCUGUUUAACGAAGGGGGUGUUCAGCACGUUUGGUUGAGUAAGUGAAAAAUACUAUGAACGUUUCAAAUGUUUUGGCAUUUAACUUAGCUGCUAGAAUGAUGUCUUUGUAAGUGUAAAAUGAAAAAAAUUUGAAUGAUAAAUGACAGUGUAAUAAAAUAGCUAUUUGCGAUUAAAAUUCAUUAUACCGUGGCUUUCAGGCUAAGGAACAUUCCCGUUAAAAUCUGCUGACACUGUUUAAUUCAGAUUUAAAAAAAUUGACUCUUUACGCUACUUUCAUUUCAUUGACGCUAACGAACCUGAACAUGACUGCCUCUUACUAGAGAAAACUACAUUAAUAGUAACAUUUAGCUUGAAGAAUUACUUAUCCUUUACAAUGCAUGACAAUUCAAGCUUCCUUGGUCAAUUUUGUAUUCUUAAUUGUUCUCACAGGAGAUGGCCGAACACGAAGAUACAUUCCUUCUCCGUUGCUGAUCCCGCGAAACUUUCACCGCUGAGCUAUGUACUUCUCUCUUAGGAAUUUCUACAUUGAAGUUGCAAAUCCUUUUUCCAAAAGUUGUAAGAUAAAAAGUACGUACAUGAAGAAUUUAAUAAAAACCAUU